Molecule: messenger RNA, 4895 nt
Organism: Ostrea edulis (European flat oyster)
Lineage: Eukaryota; Metazoa; Mollusca; Bivalvia; Ostreida; Ostreidae
Exons: 6
Coding region: 101-2062 (653 amino acids)
Source: RefSeq, a predicted model, not a curated record
GUAAAUUGAACCUAUCGGUUAUCUUUUUAUCAGGUAAAUCAAGAAAAUGGCGUCCAGGAUUUAAUGUCAGAAGUACUGUAUCAUUAUUUGACGUCGGAAAAUGAGGGCUGCUGCUGUAUUAGUGAGUGUUCUCAUUUGCCUUAGUUUCCAUACAUCAAACCAGCAACAAAACCCCCAAGCAAAGGUGUUUCAAUACUAUAUGGACAGCCAUGCAGAGUGUGGAAAGACCUUUGAGUUGGGACUUAACGCUGCCACUGUGUAUGGUAAGGGUGCUGUACAGACUGGGGAUAGUCCUCUCAGUUGUACUAUAAUCCUUUCCACAGAUGGGAUCAGAGAACACCGUAGAUUUAGCAUUGAGCUGGUCAGUGGCUUCAUCAAGUCGCAAGGAAUCAACUUCUACAUAUAUGAUGGACAAUGGUCCCAGAACUCUGGAGCACAAACCUUGGCUGCCUUUAGUUACUACAGCAACCCUCCCACAAACAUGCAGAGGCUGAUCACCUCAGGGGGAUUUGUCACAUUCUCCUUGACCAAGGAUAGUCCUGACCUGUUCGGAUAUGGAUUUGUUAUCCAUGUGCAACCAAUACCUGCUGACAUUUCGAACCCUAACAAUUGUGAUGAGGGCGCCGGCUAUGGCUGUGAGAGUUAUUACUACAACCCCAUCAUCACCAAGUCGGAGGUCAUUUACAUUGUGGGGAUCAUAUUUGCAGUUGUUUUGGUUAUCAUAGUACCAUCAGUUCUCACCUACUGUUACUGUCGACAGCGGGGGCUGAAUCGACGGUGGCAGGAGAGACGUUUGAAGGAUGGGGCCCCACAAACAGCAGCCACCUCGCUCAAUGGCAGCGUUCGUUCAGCUCCACACAGCAGAGCCUGGCAGUCUGAGGGAUCUAAACAACCAUUUGCUUCCAUCAGAAAAUCUCCUGUAUCUUCUCGCAGGUGGUCAAGACCCCCAACUGAUGAGGAAGAUAGCGUCUUUGAUGACCUUCCCAGGAAGCCUCCUCCUCCACCUCCAUAUGAGGAACAUGACAGGUAUAGAGCUGCAAGAAAUGUAAGGAAUUAUCCACCAAGAAGAAGAGAUGAUUAUGAAAGAGAUCACAUGGAUCGUCACUACAGAGAGAGGAGAUACAGUGACAGCAGUAAUAACACCUCAGGCAGAGACCGCUACAGUGAUGAGAAAGAUGAUUCAUUUGUUCAAGCUGAUGAUGACCAUCCACAGGAGAAUUUUGUUGAAAGAAUUAUUGAACCAAGAGUUCAUCCAAAAUCAGCAGGAAAAGUCAAUAGAAGUGCUAAAACUGGUCAAGAUGAUGGCUAUGAUUCAAUUGAAAAUGUUAAUGCUGUUAGAAACACCAUAAAAAAGACAAACAGUGAAAUUCAGUGUAACAAAGAAUCUGACAGUGAAGGUAGUCCAGAGACUGAGAGUGAGGUAGAGAGUUCAGAGGAAGAGUCCUCUCAUUCUGAGGGGGAAGAACAGGAUCCUCAAACUUCACUUUAUGCAAAACCUGAUAAAACUUGCAAGAAGAAAAGGAAAGAAAACAAAUCCAAUGCAGGUAAACAAACAAUUUUACAGCCUAAACCUACCACAAGUGUGCCAUUUCAAGCCAGGCCAUCGCAGGGGAUGGUCAUACAAAGAGCGACAUUCCAGGGGUAUCCCAUGAUGCCUUCCAACCAGCCUAGCAAUCCAUCGAUUAGGUUUAUGCCUCCAGUAGGGCAAAUUGUUCGACCAGCUUUUCCGGUUCCAAACCAGUUUAACCCUGUAGGCCAUUUUCGUCCAGUUGAUGCUAGACUUUCAGUGCCAGGAUCAUCGACACUUCCAAACCAAAGCCAUGCAGUAACCCAGCAAAAUUUACCUGGUUCUCAACCAAAGCCACUGGUACAACAGAUAAACAAUCCUAAUGAGGCUCCAAAGUAUUCGUAUCUAGUUAACCGUGGCUAUGACACUGGUAGAACCUCUCCUGUUAGUACUUCAACAAGUUACAGUCAACAGAGCUAUGUUUUGGAUGACUCUGCCGUCAAUAUUGACCUAGGAAGUGGUGUCGAGCUUAUGAAGCGAACCACAGAGGUGUAAAUUCCUUAUGGACUGAUAUGAGUACUUUGGCUAAUGUAGAAUAUUCUUAAAAUGAUUAAGAAAUAGAAUGAAGUUAAUGAUUUUUUAUAUGCCCGUUUUUAGAGUAUUAUGGUACAGCGUUGUCUGUCUGUCUGUGCUGGGUUUUCUGUUUGUUUUCUUCAUUUCUCUGUCACAUAUCAAGCUGAAAUUUUAACUUACUAUUUAGCUUUUUUGUGGGCCACUCUAGAUCAUGUUGCAAUUUUGAUCCAUUUCGACCUCUAUUGCAGGAGUUUUGUCCCUUUAUUUGAAAAAAUUAAUGUUAUACAGAGGAUAUAUGAUUUGUCUGUUUAACUCCUUCCAUAAUUUUCAAGUGAGGACUAUAUUUUAUACAGUUUUGUGUGGGUAUUGAAGAUGUGCAUGUGGCUAGGAUUUUGAUUUUUCUAAUUUUUGAGAAAAUUACACAUUGUUGAACUUAGUCAAUUUAGUCAGAGGAAAUAUUAUAAAGUGAAUGCAUGGUUUGUCCUUUUAGCUCCUCUCACAGUUUUAAAGAUUGGGCUUUGUUAACAAGGAAAUUUCAACAAUUUUCUCAUUUUCUUUUAUGUUUGAAAUAUUUACAUGUUGUUGAACUUGGUUAAUUUUGGGGAAAUAUUUUCCACACAGAACUCUAGGUUUGUCUGUUAACCUCCUGUCAGUUUUUAAACAAGGACUUUUUAUUCAUACUAUGCACAGAAAGCUUGUCACAGCUUCAUGAUGGCUGAUACUACCUUGAGUAAAAUUCAUCAAAUCAUGACUUAAGAAAACAUUCUUUAAACCAGGGUUAUUAUUGAUCUUUAAAAUUGUAUGCAUAUUACAGAUUAAUAAACAUUCCUAUUACAGAUUAAUAAACAUUCCUAUAAUGCAAGCAUUAAUUUAUUUUCUAUACAUCAGCCUUUUUCUGGAUGUUUUAAGGUAUAGCGAUGUCUGUCCGUGUUUGCAUUCAUUUUUCAAGAUAUGACAUACUACCUUACUUAAAGUUCUACAACUCAUGCCAUGUUUGCUAAUCAAUGUCACAAAACAAACUCCUUAUAAUAAAAACACCCGUAUAACCUUUUCACGGGCAUAUUAUAAGCACCUUUGAGCGUACAUAGUGUAUGAAAAGGGUGCUAUAUAAAUAUGGUAUUAUUAUUAUUAUGUACCAUUAAUAUGUUACUCUUGUUAUACCAUCUUAAAGUUUUCUGACGGUGUAGAUUGACCUGCCAUUUUCAAAUGUAACGUUUUACAUUAACUAUAGGUCGUUGACGGAAUAUUGGGAAAUAUGCCUGCCUAAGCUCAUUGCACAAUAAAGCAGGUCACUGUACUGGUGAAGUCCUCUUUUGCAAAACAACUCACCACCGGGCAGGCAUUUUUCCCAAUAUUCAGUCGAUAACUUUUCCAUUAUGUAUCUUUAAAAAUAAAUAAUGUGCACUUCUAAUUCUAGAAUUGCAUGAUUUUUUACAUUUUUAUUGCAAUUGAUAUUGGUUGUUGUCCGUCAUGCAUAAACAAUUGAAUAUUUUUAACUUCUUCUUAAUAACUACCAUUCCAAUUCUCUUCAAAUUUGGUUUGAAGCAUCUUUAGAACAAGGGGGACAUAACUUGUAAAUUUCAGGACUCCUGCACCCCUGAGUCCUAGGGAUGGGGCAAAAGCUGCCCAAAAUUGACCAAUUUUCAAAAAUCUUCUUCUCUAGAACCCCACAUGUGUAAGAAAAACUAAAUGUGUCAUGAUGCAGAGCAGGAAGGGCUCUACCAAAAUUGUAAAUUUCAUGAUCCCCGGGAUUGGGGUUUUGACCCCAGGGCGGGGCCAAACUUAGUAUAUAGUGACAACGUUCAUUUUCCCAUCAUUUUUACAUGCAAAAUUGUUAUUUCAACAUGUAGUAUAAGACACACAUUGGGUGACCCUCCCCCUUUACCUUAUGUAGUACGGAUUGGAAUGAGUGUAUGUUGAACUGAUGACUUGAAUUCAUUUGCUGAAAGAUGAACACCCAUCCACCCACCCCUGACAAGAUAUUGUAAUUUGAGGGUAAAAUAUUUUUAUCUGAUUAAUAAUAAAAUAUAUUUUAUAAUAGGAUUUUUGUUUAUACACUGAUAAUGAGUUAAAUAAGACUGCACUUUUUUAAAUUCUAAUUUAUUAUUUGCUGAACAAUUCAACCCCCCUCCCCCAUGAAAUCUAAUUUUAAAGUGAUUGUGCGCCCCCCCCCCCUUUUUUUUUUUAAAAAGUGGAGCACGCUGUUGUACCAUUAAUACACAUUAACCUUUUUUUUUUUUUUCAAAGCAUGUACAUAUUUUUCACUGCUAUUCAGAAUCAAAUCUGUUCUUCAUGCCAUUACAUACUGCCCACUACAGAUUUUGUUAUUACAUGUAUUGGGGUGGGUUUUUUUUUUAGAAAGCACGCAACCAUAUUGUUUGCAUGUAGAAACAUUUUAGAAAGCCUAAAGUACCACUACAAGUUUCUUUAUUUGAUAUUAAUUACUUGUGAUGUUCCAUUUGACAUCGAUGGAAACCUGCAUAUUUAGAAUGUUUAACACUGAAAUUUGCAACAGAAUACUUUUUUAUUUUAUCGAAGUUUCGCUGAAUUUCUUGUGUAUUUGUACAUGUAUUUACAGAUGUAAUCAGGCCAAUGGUACUUCGGAUUAAAAAAAUCAGCUGGUCUCCUGAAUUUCAGUAUAUCAAGAUUGUGUAUAAAUCAUACAAUAUGUCAUCAUGACGUGUACAGUUACCCAUUAUAUAUUGUGUACAUUUUGGCCUAACACUGUAUAAUUACGUAAUUUUUAUCAUUACAUAUACCUACCAUAUAUUAUGUACAUUUUGAAUUCAAAAUAGUAAUAAAUUUUUGUACCGAA